Molecule: messenger RNA, 3727 nt
Organism: Engraulis encrasicolus (European anchovy)
Lineage: Eukaryota; Metazoa; Chordata; Actinopteri; Clupeiformes; Engraulidae
Gene: vcam1b
Product: vascular cell adhesion molecule 1b
Exons: 10
Coding region: 23-2611 (862 amino acids)
Source: RefSeq, a predicted model, not a curated record
CCAAGCUGUUCAGUGUGAAACUAUGAAAAGAGAAGACACAGAGGAUAACCAUAUGAAACUCAUCAUGUCGCUUUCUCUUCUCUGGAUGCUGCUGUUCCCGCCAGCAGUCUUGUCCUUCUCUGUGGAAGUGUCUCCAAAGAAGGCCGUGUUCCGCAUCGGAGACCGGGAGACGGUGGUGUGCCGCGUCAAGGGCUGCGAUGGCCCCGCCACGUUCAUGUGGGAGGGAAAGGAGGACCGGCCGCUGUUCGUGGACAAAAGUGAGACGAGCGAAGAAGCGCAGCUCGCGUACAGCUCCGUGCAGAAGCAUCACGAGAACCAGCUGGUGUGCCGAGCCAAGUGCGGGGAGCAAGUGAAACAGCGCCAGGUCACUGUAAAGGUCUUUUCGUUCCCCUCGGCCCCCCUGCUAUCGGGCCUGGAGCGCGUGGUGCUGGGGGAGCGUGUGUGUGUGCAGUGCGAGGCCAGAGGUGUGUAUCCGCCCACCGACACACACAUGGAGCUGGAGAUGGACGGAGCGCUGGUGGCCGAGACUGAGACAGACACGGAGACGCUGCGGACGCAGCACUGCUUCACGGCCACAAACACACACCACGGGCGCAACGUCACCUGCCAAGCCACACACACCAUGACGGACACCACCAUCCAGGACACUACACCCAUCGCCGUACUCUAUCCUCCAAGUGAGGUGAAGGUGGCGGUAAAGGGAGCCAAUCAAGAGCAGGCGUUGAUUGAAGUAACCAAUACGGAGCAGGCAUUGGAGGAAGUCACCCAUCGCGUUGCGGUGGGCAGUUCCAUCACCCUCACCUGCUCCGCCCAGGCCAUGCCACGCCCCCAGCUGCAGUGGCGCUUCAGAGGAUCACAUGACCAGUGGGAGGAGCUUGGUGGUGCGGAGCUCCGCCUCGUGAAUGUGCGCUAUGCGAAUGCGGGCCGCUACGAGUGCCAGGCCACCAACAAACUCGGAAACAGCAGCAAGAGGCUGGAGCUCACCGUCACGGGUCCUCCAAGGAACACUUCUCUGGUGCUGAGCCCCUCACAGCCAAUCAGAGAGGGGGAGUCGGUCAUCUUCUCCUGCCGCUCCUCCAGCCAGCCAAUGGCAGAGCUGCGUCUGCUGAGGGGGGAGGAGCCACUGGCUGAGGGGCGGGGCCAGCUGGACUUCACUCUGACGGACGCACAGCUCAACCAAUCAGGACGAUACACCUGCCAUGCCCACAAUCUCUAUGGCAACCAGAGCAACAGCACCAACCUCACUGUCACAGUGUUCCCUCUGCAGGUUAGCAUGCUAGCACGUGGAAAUGGGCUGGGUACCAAUGGGGAAGUCCAAGCAGAGAUAGGCUCCACCCUCUCCCUGUCCUGCUCUGCUAUUGCCUGCCCGCAUGCCCAGAUCUCAUGGGAGGUCCCGCCCCUCACACAACUGACACAAAGCCUGAGUAUGGCCGACCUCAUUCGGCCCGUGUCCAAUCAGAGCCUCCGUGUGGAUAGCCCCUCCCAGGAGGGCGUGUACGCUUGCCACGCCCAUUGUGGAUCAGCUCACGCAUCACAAAUCAUGCAGCUCAGACCCUAUUCCUUCCCUAGUGCCCCCGUGAUAGAGCAUUCUGGGUCGUCAGUGGAAGGGGGGGUGUCAGUGUUUGCGUGUGUGGUGAGGGACGUGUACCCCCCCUCCUCAUUCCGGCUGCGCUGGCUGUCUGACGGAGAGGAGCUGCCCCCUCUCUCCCCCUCUCCACCACCCCCCACCCUGCACCCCCCCUCCACCACCACCACCACCACCCUCACCUCCCUGGUCUCCAUGGUGAUGGAACCCUCGCUGCAGGGCCGCACGCUCAGCUGUCAGGUGGAGCUGUUGAUGGGAGACGUCUUUAGGGAACGCAACGCUACCACCACUAUACACGUCCACCGUCCUCCAAGGAACACGUCUCUGGUGCUGAGCCCCUCACAGCCAAUCAGAGAGGGGGAGUCAGUCGUCUUCUCCUGCCGCUCCUCCAGCCAGCCAAUGGCAGAGCUGCGUCUGCUGAGAGGGGAGGAGCUACUGGCUGAGGGGCGGGGCCAGCUGGACUUCACUCUGACGGACGCACAGCUCAACCAAUCAGGACAAUACACCUGCCAUGCCCACAAUCUCUAUGGCAACCAGAGCAGCAGCACCAACCUUACUGUCACAGCGCCACCUAGGGACACUGUGGUGGAGGUGCUCCCGUCUCCGCGGGUGACCGAGGGCUCCAACGUCACCAUCUGCUGCCGCUCCGUCAGCUACCCUCCCCCCCUCGUCACGCUCCGCAAGCUGCCCAACCACACAUACCCCGACACACACUCACACACACACCCUCACAACCUCACACACAACCACACGCUCCUGACCUCGCCCAACGGGACCUUCCACCUCUCGCACCUGACGCCGGAGGACGCGGGACAAUACCUCGUCAACGUCAGCAACCAGCUCGGACAUCACACACACGUCUUCACCAUCAUCGUCACCGAGCGCUCUAGGUCGCCCCCUACAGUUGGCAUGGAGGUGGUGGCUGUGGGUGUUGUCAUGGUUGCCAGUCUGGCCGGCGCUGCUCUGCUGAUCAACCACAUCAUGCGCGCACGAAAACAAGGAUCAUACACACUCACCAAGGCAUAACACACACACACACACACACACACACACACACACACACACACACACACACACACACACACACACACACACACACACACACACACACACACACACAACGACAAGGAUCAUACACGCUCACCAAGGCAUAACACACACACACACACACACACACACACACAUACACAACGACAGCGAUCAUACACACUCACCAAGGCAUAACACACACACACACACACACAACGACAAGGAUCAUACCUUGCUCACUGAUACCACACACACACACACACACACACACACACACACACACAACGACAAGGAUCAUACACACUCACCAAGGCAUAACACACACACACACACACACACACACAACGACAAGGAUCAUACACGCUCACCAAGGCAUAACACACACACACACACACACACACACACACACACACUCACGCACACACACAAGCACACAAAGAACCGCAGGGUCACCAACAUUAGGAAUAAAACCCCUCUUGUGUACACUGUCCUCGUUUUCAAUAGAGGAUGAGCAUUGUUUUUUUCCUCAUGAGAUCAUUAAGCAUGAGCUUACACAACGUAAGUCAAAAAAUCGUGAAAUAGGUAAUAAACUGUUUGAGUCGUUGAAUAUUUAGAUGGUACAAUAUAGAUUUCCCACCUCCAUUUUUUAACUCCCAGUGACAAAGUGAUCAACCAGAAGGUAAUCAACCAGAAGUUGAAGGUAAUCGAUCGAUUGACUGGCAGCUGUAUGUUUGUUUUACAAUCCGCUGUUGCUAGGAUACAUCCGACCAAUCAUAGCCUUGCGUUAUCCAUGGGUUGUCUAUCUGGAUCAUGAGCUCAAGAAUAAACACACACGCUCAUAGUCAACAGGGGGAGAGUUUGGGAAGAUAUAAGCAUUUCCCAGAGAGUGUAUAUGUGUAAAUAUAUCUGUAAAUGUUCUGUAAAUAUUUCAAAGAGUUAAAUAUUGUUCUGUAUGAUUUCUGUAAAUAUGUUAUAUGAUAUAUGAUAAAUGAAGGAUGUUGAUUGUGUGUAUUAUAAAUAUGAAUGCUGUUGAGUGUGUAUGUUGUAUGUUGUUAUUAUGUAUGGAUGGUGUAUGGAUAUGUGUAUAUUUUCUGCUGGUUAAUAAAUUGUUUU